This is a messenger RNA of Nothoprocta perdicaria, 4143 nucleotides long. It is a transcript of the gene ADSS1, whose product is annotated as adenylosuccinate synthase like 1. Lineage: Eukaryota; Metazoa; Chordata; Aves; Tinamiformes; Tinamidae. Gene Ontology annotation, biological process: 'de novo' AMP biosynthetic process; IMP metabolic process. The transcript is spliced from 13 exons. Gene Ontology annotation, molecular function: adenylosuccinate synthase activity; GTP binding. Gene Ontology annotation, cellular component: cytoplasm. The record is from RefSeq and is a predicted model, not a curated record. Bases 1 to 1383 code for a protein of 460 amino acids.
AUGUCGGGCACCCGCGCGUCCAACGACCGCAGCGGCCACGCGGCCGCCGCCCCCGCCGCCGCCGCCGGCCUCAAGCGGGCGCGCAGCGAGCCGGGCGGGAACAAAGUGACCGUGGUGCUGGGCGCGCAGUGGGGGGACGAAGGCAAGGGCAAGGUGGUCGACCUGCUGGCCACCGAGUCGGACAUUGUGUGCCGGUGCCAGGGUGGGAAUAAUGCAGGCCACACUGUGGUUGUUGACGGGAAAGAAUACGAUUUCCACUUAUUUCCUAGUGGCAUAAUUAAUCCAAAGGCAAUUUCUUUUAUUGGUAAUGGGGUGGUUAUACAUUUACCAGGCCUGUUUGAAGAAGCUGAAAAGAAUGAAAAGAAAGGUUUAAAAGAUUGGGAGAAAAGACUUAUUAUAUCAGAUAGAGCCCAUAUAGUGUUUGACUUUCACCAGGCRGUAGAUGGGCUCCAAGAAGUACAACGUCAAGCACAAGAAGGAAAAAACAUUGGCACAACAAAGAAAGGUAUUGGACCAACAUAUUCUACCAAAGCUGCACGAACAGGUCUUCGAAUUUGUGACCUCCUUUCUGACUUUGAUGAAUUUUCUUCAAGAUUCAAAAAUCUGGCACAGCAGUACAAGUCAAUGUUUCCCACGCUGGAAGUGGAUGUAGAAGGACAGUUGAAAAAGCUAAAGGGGUAUGCUGAAAAAAUAAGACCCAUGGUUCGAGAUGGCGUCUAUUUCAUGUAUGAAGCUCUUCACGGUGCUCCAAAGAAAAUUCUUGUGGAAGGAGCCAAUGCAGCAUUGCUGGAUAUUGACUUUGGCACGUAUCCCUUCGUGACUUCAUCAAACUGCACCAUCGGUGGUGUCUGCACGGGGCUUGGAGUUCCUCCCCAGCAUAUCGGCGACGUGUACGGCGUGGUGAAGGCCUACACUACGAGGGUGGGAAUUGGGGCMUUCCCCACUGAACAGAUUAAUGAAAUUGGAGACCUUUUACAGUCCCGUGGCCAUGAGUGGGGAGUAACCACAGGCAGAAAAAGACGCUGUGGCUGGUUAGAUCUUGUCAUUUUGAAAUAUGCUCAUAUGAUCAACGGAUUCACUGCUUUGGCAUUAACAAAACUGGAUAUUCUUGAUGUCCUUGAUGAGAUUAAAAUUGGAGUUGCUUACAAAUUGGGUGGAAAAAGAAUUCCAUAUUUUCCAGCUAAUCAGGAGAUACUACAGAAGGUGGAGGUAGAGUAUGAAACRAUGCCUGGCUGGAAGACCGACACAACCGGUGCCCGAAAAUGGGAGGACCUCCCAGCCAAGGCACAGAAUUACAUCCGAUGUGUGGAAAACCACGUUGGAGUGCCAGUUAAAUGGGUCGGAGUUGGAAAAUCAAGAGAGUCGAUGAUCCAGCUAUUUUAAACAAACGAAGAACUUUUGUGAUGAGAAGCACAAUUUAGUGUUCAUCUGUUCCUUACUGCUUCCUCUUUAAAUGGAGACGCUAUUUAAAAUCAACAUGUUCUUCUAGGAAUUUAAUAGAAAGAAAACAUAUAUUCUGUAUCGUAACGUUUUAUUUAUCUUGAAGCUCUCAGUAAAUUCUGUGUAAAAAUCUACUUGGUGGCCACCAUAAAAACUCAAAGAAUUACAAAUUCAUAACAAAAUAAGGAAAAAAAUAUUUUUUUAAAAAUUUGAGCUAUGCUACUGWUCAAAAGUGUUUUACAUCCAUAUAGAGUUACUUCUUCAUGCUGAAACCAGUAUUAAAACAUUUUCCAGUCAUUACCGGAUCAUUGUAGAAUUGUAAAGUUUGGAUUUAUUCUUCAUGUAUUAAAAUAUUGGGUCUGGGGGUUAUCUGGGGGUUAUAAGGCAAAUACCAUAUACUGAAUUGGCUGGAUUACACAGAUCUUCAGUUCCUAAAAUACAGUAAAGUUAGAUAAGUGUAUUUGACCACACAAUACAAAGCAAUUAUCCAUAAGCCUAUGAUUUUCUUUUUAAUAACAUUUUUUAAUAAGGUGGAAGCAAAGAGAGUCCUCAGGCUAAAAAUCACAUAGGGAGAAUGGAGCCAAGCCAGCAUACUGUGUUUUCUCAGUAACCUGAGACAUGUCUUCCUCCUAACUCCACGAUUCUAGUUUUGAAAUUUUUACUGGAGAUAUUUGGUGAGGAACUUGGGACUUGCUGCUCUAUAUGAGAUAGUUGCUUCCAUAGCUCUUAGAUUUCCAAGAAUAAAUCGAUGCCUGACUUAGUGAUGACUGUUGCAGUAUUUACACCCUUUGCACAUUUUGACCUUCCUCAGCAAAAUGGGAUAUUUAUAGAGGGAGAGAACAUAUGGCAGCUGGGAUUGGGACAGGGAGAAGCACCAACGCAGUCCCUAGAAUUCCCAGGAAUACACUUGGUUUUCUUGUGGAUCUUCAAAUUUGUAAUGGCUUCUAGAUCUCUCAGAAUGACUGAGGCCUACCUCUAGAAUAUACCAGGAACUGAGUUAUUCCAUAAGCAUGGAAUUUUCAGAGUAAAUGUUCCCUUUCUGUAAGUAUCUGAGACAGCUAUAACACCAUGUAUAACACCCUGUACAUCAUUUCCAGGUGCUGUGGAAAUGGCAUCUCAACCCUAGUAAUGCCAUUAUGUUGUAUGUGAAUGUAUCCCUUUUCUGAGAUAGUAAAUCCAAGGAUACCAAAUGAGGACAUUCUUUGCGUCAGAGAUGGGGAAAAAUAAAAACCUAUUAAGGGGCUUUCCAGAACAUGGAGUUUAUCUCAUGUGCACUCAGCCACUUUGUCUUAGUUUGCUCAAUUAUCUAAUAACUGCUAAUGUUCAAAAUCAUUUCUGUUAAGAAAAAAAAAAAUACAAGAAGACCGGUACAAGGACAUAGUAAGCACUUAAUUUAACUGCUUAUUGCUGCUUGUAGUGCAGAAUUCUUCUUACACCCUCUGGCUGCAGUGCAGUCUCUUCAUACCUCWGUUCACCACAGACUGUGGCUUUAUACUACAGUCAAAUACAUUUAUAUCUAAUAAAAAGAGCCCAAAGCUGCUAUGACUCCAUUGAUCAUCUGGGACAAGUCAUUUAACCUCCCUGCUACUGUUUUAUAAUCUGUUAAAUGGCCAUUAGGAAUACUUCCUUACCUUUUUUUAUACUGCUUUUUUUAAGGUCUGUGGGUUAAGUCCUGUAUUCCUGACUUUACACUGAUGAGGAGGUACUCGCCCUGCACAUUUAUGGGUGUUAUAAUGAAAGAGCAACAAAUGGGUUUUCAGACCAUAUUUAAUGUUUGUAAAGCGCUUUUGAAAGGUGCUGAAGAAGUGCUUAAAUAUUGCAAGCACUGUGAAUUGUACCUCAUUUAUAUGGGGUAAUUUAAGUUUAAAGAUGCUUGGAGAUACGCUAAUCAAGACUUAAUUUUAGUGUGGCUCAACCUUAUGACAUUUGCCUAUGGGAUGAUUGUUUCUUUUCUUGGCCUCAUCUUUAACAGUGCAUUUGUGUUAGGGGGUGGCCACUGUGUUUAAGCUUUGAUUGAUUUUUAUAGACUAUGUCUGUAAUGACUAACAACACAAUGUGCUAAAUAAUUGGAUUAAAUGAUGAACCUAAAUGAAGUAUUUGGCACAUUGAAAAAWUUGAUUCUUACAGCAUAUUUUUCCUAGGUUUAUUGUCUCUUGUUCAUGUAAUCUUUCAGUUUCCAUUAAGUUGCCUGUCUUUGCAUUCAAGGAUUCUUCAGAAACCCAGUGCUGUUGUCAGUGGGUAUCAUACAAUAGGCAAUAAUCUCAUGACUCUCUGUUACAGUAAAAAUAAUAUUGUGUAUUUCGUUUCAUAGCAUGUUUUUUUUUAAUGAAAGUUCUUCUCUGACUAAUUUUCUUAUGUAUUAUUAUUGAGUUCAAUAUGAAUAAGAUCAGGCUUUUGUUUAAAAGCUCUUUAGUUUACUGAGUGGCACAACCCUUAAUAAGAACUUUUUAAUGUAAACUUGCAGUCAUUUUGACUGUUUCCCAUGUGAAUUAUUUAGUAUUGUUUGGAAUUUCAUUUUAAUAACAAUCACUGUGAUGAAUUUAAUUGCUUCUUUCUSCCCAGCCAAAUGCAAUAAUAAUGACUAAAAUUGGUUUAUGCAUCAUCCUGUUAGAUAUCUUGAUGGAAGAAUAAGGGUAAAUGUCUAUUAAAAUAGCAUCAUUUCUUGUAAAGAUUAUUGUUUUUUAAAAAAAAAGCAGCAAUUAC